AUGCUUCACCUGGACAUGGAUCACCUGCUGCUGCUGCUGCUGCUGCUGCUGUGGAGCUCAGGACUCCAGACUGAAGGACAAAUCGUCAGAGAGCUCAGGUUGGUGAGAGGAGACAGUCACUGUGCAGGAACACUGGAGCUGAAAGUUCAGGGAGAAUGGAGACCAGUGGUUGAACAGGACAAUAUCUUUCACUGGACCCUUAAUACAGCGGCUGUCUGCAGAGAGAAGGACUGUGGCCCUCCUGUUUCUGUAGGAUGGGAAACUUCGCCUUUAACCUUUUACAAAGAUACGCGUUGGAUCAAAGCUUACUGUGUUAACAUUAAGACUGCUCUGAGUGAGUGUGUAACAUCAGGUUUCGCUUCCUUCAUGAAUCUCACCUGCUCAGAUGACUCCGGUCCUCAAGCAAGAAAGCAUUCCAGGACGGAGCGUGUGUGUGGAAGCCCUGUCCUUAAGUUAACAUUUAUACAUGCAUUUAAGAAACCAGAGUCAUAUUCCUACCAUGGAACUACUGACACUCAACCUGGUGCUUAUCAUGUGACUGUUCUAAUGGGUUUGUCUCUUCCUGCCUUUUUUCAGGUCAGUAGACAUCACUGCCUCCACCACCUGCAAAUGAGUCAACAGCACACAGGAAACCAGCCGGUCACCCAGAGCUGGAUGGGUGUAUUCUAACGCAAGCUCGGCCUGCCACUUCAUCUUGGGACCCAGUUGAAGCAACUUUUCCUGACAAGCCCGGAGGUUUGACCGGAGGUACUGCCAUCCGUCGCAUGCUACGGCGAGUGGCAACCAAUGAUGUUCUAAAACAGUAUAAAAGGGAAAGAAGGCCUUCCAGGACCUGACGAUCUGCAGAGUUA
This is a messenger RNA of Perca fluviatilis (European perch), 851 nucleotides long. RefSeq names its product scavenger receptor cysteine-rich type 1 protein M130-like. The record is from RefSeq and is a predicted model, not a curated record. The transcript is spliced from 6 exons. NCBI's taxonomy places the organism in Eukaryota, Metazoa, Chordata, Actinopteri, Perciformes, Percidae. The coding region runs from base 1 to 669 and encodes 222 amino acids. Gene Ontology annotation, cellular component: membrane.